AAAAAGUCCCGAUGUGAACGCUUUUGGACAGAGUCCCUCAUAAUUUCGUACCUACGAGAUAACUGCGGGGUCAUCGUCUUCCCCCCAGAGUUCUGGGAUGACCAACAAUCCGACUCGCUGGCCCGUCGGUCAAGGCUGCUCUACUUAGUCACUCACGACUUCACUCCGCCACUUGACGACCCGUUAUUCACGGAUGAUGUCAACAACGAUGCGAUCCUCAGUUUCCUCACUGGUCGGGGCUUCACCUAUUUAGAGGCGAUCGAACAGGACGGGACGAUAUGUUCUUUCGGCGUCUACCUCUUGUGUGUCUGGAGAUUCUACAGAUCUAAAACGGCAGAGCUCGGGAGGUUGCGUGACAGAGUCGUGAGGGUCGUCUACAAAGCUUCACCCUGGCACACCUGGCCGUGAUCAGUAUCCCCUUGAGAACAUCCAAAGUAACAUUGCCAAUUCAACGACUAUCUUAUGAUAUAAGUGCACUUACGUUUUCAUCGAUUCGUACCACGUACAAGUUCUGCAUUUCUCUUCAUAGUAGUAACAUUAGUCCAGUGGUUAACGUGGUCAGCCGUGAUCAGAGAGGUCGCGGGUUCGAUUCUCAUACAUUACUUUCGACAUUUACUAUUUACGUCUUGUUGUAUCGCCUUGUAUACAGUCUGCC
Molecule: messenger RNA, 655 nt
Organism: Perkinsus marinus ATCC 50983
Lineage: Eukaryota; Perkinsozoa; Perkinsida; Perkinsidae
Exons: 1
Source: RefSeq, a predicted model, not a curated record